AUGAUAAUGAAAGCGUCACCUAUACUCACUCCUUUGGUGUUCUUCCUCCUCUUCUCUCUAGCCAAAGGGCUGAACCCCAAAUGUGAUGGCCAUGACCAUGGCUCAACCCUGAAAGUGUUCCAUGUGUUCAGCCCAUGUUCCCCAUUGAGGCCCCCAAAGGCAAUGUCAUGGGAGGAGAGUGUCCUACAGCUAGAAGCCAAGGACCAGGCCAGGAUGCAGUACCUGUCCAGCUUGGUAGCUAGGAAGUCAGUUGUCCCAAUUGCCUCAGGCAGACAAAUCACACAGAGCCCUACAUACGUUGUGAAGGCCAAGAUUGGCACCCCAGCUCAGACCCUCCUCCUGGCCAUGGACACCAGCAGUGAUGCUGCCUGGGUUCCUUGCACUGCCUGUGUUGGUUGCUCAACAUUAAAACCCUUUUCCCCUCUCAAGUCCACCACUUUCAAGAAAGUUGGAUGUGGUGCCCCUCUCUGCAAACAGGUACCGAACCCCACUUGCGGUGGAAGCGCGUGCGUUUUCAACUUCACUUAUGGCACUUCCUCUGUGGCAGCUGGUCUUGUCCAGGACACAGUGACCUUAGCCACUGACCCAGUUCCGGGCUACACUUUUGGGUGCAUUCAGAAGGCAACAGGGAGCUCAAUUCCACCACAGGGGUUAUUAGGCCUGGGCCGAGGCCCAUUGUCACUCUUGGCCCAAACCCAAAAGCUCUACCAAUCUACAUUCUCCUACUGCUUGCCCAGCUUCAAAACACUCAACUUUAGUGGGUCACUGAGGCUUGGGCCUGUGGCCCAGCCCAAGAGGAUCAAGUUCACCCCUCUUCUCAAAAACCCUAGAAGGUCAUCACUGUAUUAUGUGAACUUAGUGGCUGUUAGAGUUGGCCGGAGACUUGUUGAUAUCCCGCCGGAGGCUUUAGCAUUCAACCCCACCACCGGUGCCGGCACCAUUUUUGAUUCGGGUACGGUGUUCACCCGGCUGGUUGAACCGGCCUACACCGCCGUCCGGAACGAGUUCCGGCGGCGAGUCACCGUUGGCAAGAAACUCACCGUGACAAGCCUUGGAGGGUUUGACACAUGCUACACGGUCCCAAUAGUUGCACCAACCAUAACAUUUAUGUUCUCCGGCAUGAACGUGACACUCCCACCAGAAAACACCCUCAUACACAGCACCGCCGGCAGCAUCACGUGCUUGGCUAUGGCAGCGGCGCCCGACAACGUGAACUCGGUGCUGAACGUGAUCGCCAACAUGCAACAACAAAACCACCGUGUGCUCUACGACGUGCCCAACUCAAGGCUUGGUGUUGCUCGUGAACUUUGCACCUAA
Sphenostylis stenocarpa is the source of this 1317-nucleotide messenger RNA. Lineage: Eukaryota; Viridiplantae; Streptophyta; Magnoliopsida; Fabales; Fabaceae. The record is from the annotation of a GenBank genome assembly.